AGUUUGGUUGGUCGUUGUGUCAUUUUGUUACUUUGAGGUUAAUUUUUAAUUACAGUAGGCCACUCUUACAGCCAAUUAAUUAGAAAAUACUUUAACAAUGAGAACUUAAGAGCUACUAAAAUUUACAUAACGUUAACAAAAAUGUAUACACUGCUUUAUGGCUUAUAUAAAUAUAUAGUCCAGAAGGAUGAGUAUUGUGUUCUUAUCCUGGGACUUGACAAUGCUGGAAAAACUACUUACUUGGAGGCUGCUAAAACAAAAUUUACCAAGAAUUACAAGGCGAUGAACCCGAGUAAAAUCACUACAACUGUCGGAUUGAACAUUGGAAAAAUCGAGGUUGCUGGAAUCCGUCUCAACUUUUGGGAUCUCGGGGGGCAAGAAGAGCUGCAAUCCCUCUGGGAUAAGUACUAUGCAGAAUCGCACGCUCUUAUAUACAUCGUUGACUCUUCUGACCGAGAACGAAUUCCAGAAUCAAAAGAGACGUUUGACAAGAUGAUAUCCAGCGAGAACCUGAUUGGAGUUCCACUGCUAGUUCUAGCCAACAAGCAGGAUAUUCCGGACUGUAUGGGGGUACGAGAAGUCAAACCAAUCUUUAACAAGAAUGCUCAUCUCAUUGGACGACGAGACUGCAUGGUUAUGCCAGUGUCUGCCCUCAAUGGUGAUGGUGUAGACGAGGGUAUAAGAUGGUUGGUGGACUGUAUCAAGCGUAACAGUGAAGUGCGGCCGCCCAAAGACCCCGACGACACGUAGUUACGAGUGGACUACUGAACGUCAUUCCAACACUGUGAUACUACGCAGUCAUGCUUCCACAGUCCAUGUACAGUAUUACCAACACGAUAGUUCUACAAUCCAUCAACGACUACUUACUGAAGUAGAUGUCUUAUCGGAAUCCUUUGGCCGUGCCUUUUCUGGUUUAUGGAAGAAAAGAUUUAAACUUUUUAAUGUAGAAAUAUAAAUAAUUUAAUUUGUUAUGUGGAAAGCAAAAGGGACCUAACCUAAUUUAUCACUUCUAUUUUAAUACUGAUGAAAGAUGUAUGAAUCUGAUAGAAUUUAAAGUAACCAUAAAAUAAAUUAAUUAUACCUUGGAAGUAUAUUUGUAGCCUAUUUGGUGUAAAUAUAAAAUGUAUUUAUACAGUAGGGUGUUUAUACAGCAUACAUUAUGUACAUAACCAGUGUCAAUGAUCUCGUCAACAUAACAUCAUUUUUAUUGAGCAUUAUGGUUGAAAAUCUGGCCUAAAAACUGUAAGGCAACAAAGUUUCCAUUAAAGUUUUAACUUUUAAAAGUUGUUAGCGUUAUUUGAAUAUUAUUAUUCAAUACUAAAUUUCCUGUGUAUCCUUGAUCUUUCACAUAAGUGUUUGUUUAAUUGCUAUCUUUAAUUGUUUUGUCUCUAUUAUAUUAUUUAAAAUGUCAAUAAGAAGUAUUUAAUAGAUAUAUGAAAGUAUAUUUUGUGUUCAUUGAAUUAUGCCCUUAUAUUUUAUUGAUCAUUCAAUUUUUUUAUUGUUGUGUUUCAACACAGACGAGUGAAUAAUUUUAUUACUUAUUCGUUAGUCAGUGGUUUGAACAAAUUCAGUUUCAUAAUAAGUUGUUACAAAAUUGGAUAGCUUGUCUUAUGUAUUUGUAAAAGAAAACGCAUUUGUUAAUUUAUAUCAUUCUAUAUUUUUUAUAAUAAAUCGUAUAAUAUAAUCUGCUAA
Molecule: messenger RNA, 1692 nt
Organism: Macrosteles quadrilineatus (aster leafhopper)
Lineage: Eukaryota; Metazoa; Arthropoda; Insecta; Hemiptera; Cicadellidae
Gene: Arfrp1
Product: ADP-ribosylation factor-related protein 1
Exons: 5
Coding region: 142-750 (202 amino acids)
Biological process (GO): Golgi to plasma membrane protein transport; protein localization to organelle; intracellular protein transport
Cellular component (GO): Golgi apparatus
Molecular function (GO): GTP binding; GTPase activity
Source: RefSeq, a predicted model, not a curated record